Eleginops maclovinus (Patagonian blennie) is the source of this 657-nucleotide messenger RNA. Its product is annotated as proteolipid protein 2. The transcript has 4 exons. The record is from RefSeq and is a predicted model, not a curated record. Gene Ontology annotation, cellular component: membrane. Bases 37 to 462 code for a protein of 141 amino acids. Lineage: Eukaryota; Metazoa; Chordata; Actinopteri; Perciformes; Eleginopidae.
ACCAUCAUUUCAAAGGAUCACAAUAGAACAACAGCCAUGGAGGUAGACACUGCGUUUAUCAAAUCCAAGAGGGGCAUCCUGAAAGUAGCAGAGAUGGCGACUCUGUUUGUGGCAUUUGUGUGUUUCGUUGUAGCCUCCAAAACAAGGUACAUUGCAGCCACAGUGACGGAGUUUGUGAUCACUUCCCUUCUACUGUUGCUCUACCUGUUCAAACUCAACAAGAGGCUGACUUUCUUCUUCUGGCCUCUCGUUGAUGUUUUUAAUUCAGUGUUUGCAGCAGUCUACUUUAUUGUCUUGAGCCUGUUGGCAGCGACUACAUACACUGUCACAGGCACGCUGGUUGGAGGGAUAGUUGGUAUUGUCUUUGCUGGGCUGAUGUGUGUGGACAGCUUCGUACUUUUCAAGAACAUCACAUUCAACAAGCCAAGAAGUGAAAUUAAUCAAGAAAACAAUGCAAAUUAACAAUUGAAAAUGGUUUCCAACUGCCACAUUACUGCACAAUUUGACUCAGAAAUGUUUACCAGUGUCUGACAUGUUUAAGAUUGCAGCUGUUUUCAAAUGUAUUUAUUUCUGAUUUAUGUUUUGGGAUAUUGUUUUAUUUGACACACAUGUCAAUAACGACACAAAUAUCAAUAAAGCCUUUUCUUUACCUUCUGA